Messenger RNA from Brassica napus (rape), 1437 nucleotides. Its product is annotated as protein MODIFYING WALL LIGNIN-1. Lineage: Eukaryota; Viridiplantae; Streptophyta; Magnoliopsida; Brassicales; Brassicaceae. The transcript is spliced from 4 exons. The record is from RefSeq and is a predicted model, not a curated record. Bases 642 to 1181 code for a protein of 179 amino acids.
AUAAUAAUAGUUGCAUCUUUCAUGACCUAAUUUGUAAGGAACUUAUUUUAUAUAUUUAGAUUUUAAUAUUAGGUAAACAUAGCAUGAAAAUGUCCUAAUACACGUUAGAUUGCACGUCUAAUGUAUAAUAUCACUCGUUUUUGAGAUGUGUACCAGUAUUCGGAUGACAGCUUUGCUCUUAAUGAAAGGUAAAACAUUAUGAAGAAAAUUAGUGGGGAAAACGUUAGUAGUAUAUAACAAGGUAAUAUAUACAUUUAUUAUUUAAGAAUGUUUUUGUUUAAUUAAAUUGAUUCAAAAUAUUUCAUCCAAAUUAAUGUGACGCUGAAUGAGUUGUCUAUAAUCACAUAAAGGAAAGAAAAAAAUCAAGUGAAAAAGUAAACCAAUCCCGCUUGAAAGAGUUUAUUCUACUCAUAAUCCUCAAAGAUUCAACAUUACACUUUAUUAACACAAAAGCCAAGCAAAGAACCCAACAACCCAACCAUCACAACAAAGAACAAAUCCACUUUUUCAAAACGCGAAUAUAUAUAAAUACAUUUUUGUCAACAUAUAAAAAUGUAUACGUUCACAAAUAGAUAUUUCUCUGCAAUUGUAGAGUAAGCCUCAAGGAAGUUUUCCCUCUCUGGGAACUUUAGGACAAAGCAAUGGAAGUUCAAGAACAAGAUACCCGGAAAAAGCGACCCCAGCUAUCUCCCAUUUUCAUAUUCAUAGUUUUUCUUGGUCUCGCCGCGUUUUUCCUUUGUCUCGCGUCUGAGUUUCAGAAGGCUAAGGGGAAAUAUCUGAAAUGGGAUGGAGAAUCAUGUUAUCUACCCGAAAGUCAAGCGUUCAGGUUUGGAACCGCGGCUCUGGUCUGUGUUUCGGUUGGUCAGAUCAUCGGGAAUGUUGUGAUUUGUAAGGGUUUCUUGAAAACAAACAAAAAGGAAACGGCGCCGUUUCGUGUAUUUCUUCUGUUGUUUUCUUGGGUUAAUUUUGCGGUUGCGGCUAUGUUGAUAAUCAUUGGUGCAAGCAUGAACAGAGAACAGAAAUACGGCAAAGGGUGGCUAAACGGUGAGUGUUACCUUGUGAAAGACGGUCUGUUCGCAUCAUCCGGCGUUCUGUGCGUUUCAGCACUGGGUGCAGUUCUUGGAGCGUUUGCAUCCAACGUCAAAUCAUCAUUACAGCCUACACACAAGGCUCUAGCGUGAGAAUCCGCGUUUACUAAAAAAAAUGUGCGUUUUCACUUUUGUGGCCAACCGAAACGUGUUUUGGCGAGAACAGUGAAAUAAAGAGUGAUGUUGACAGUGCGUCUAGUGUGAUGGAGACUGACCAUCUUCUAAUUUAAAUUGAUACCACUAGGCCAAAUGGGCAGUACCUCCAAAGCAACAGAAACACGUCUCGACCGCAAUGUAUAAUUGAAAGAAUAAACAGCUAAAUAUCGUUUUCUUGUUCUUUAAGCAAUCA